Molecule: messenger RNA, 8923 nt
Organism: Mugil cephalus (flathead mullet)
Lineage: Eukaryota; Metazoa; Chordata; Actinopteri; Mugiliformes; Mugilidae
Gene: scn4ab
Product: sodium channel, voltage-gated, type IV, alpha, b
Exons: 31
Coding region: 1762-7212 (1816 amino acids)
Biological process (GO): sodium ion transmembrane transport; neuronal action potential; membrane depolarization during action potential
Cellular component (GO): axon; plasma membrane; voltage-gated sodium channel complex
Molecular function (GO): voltage-gated sodium channel activity; protein binding; calcium ion binding
Source: RefSeq, a predicted model, not a curated record
UGUCUCUUGUGGGCACCCGACUUUUUGUCUUUUUCCAUAGCAGGAACUUCAUGUUGAACAGCAGUGAGUUGUUGGAGGCCACAUGUCCCUGCAGUGGACAAUGCAUUUGAACUUUUGAUUUUAGAUUGUGUUGGUCCCUCGACUAGGCCAAAAUGUGGAUCUGAGCACCUGUUGACAGUCGAGUGUCAGGCCACCAGUUACCCAGCUGCCUAUCCAUUACUUUACUUUACUGCUAGGUCUGUACUGACGGCUCAACCCAGUUUAUUGCCAUAUUUGGGAUACUAUUGAUUGUUCAGGGUGAUCCAGGGUUCAGCUUCUUGCCCUGUUUGUUUUUCUGCAUCCGAACUUAAAACAAAACCAAGCAUCUCCUUAUCAUACACAAAGACAAGAGCUUUAGAGCAUUUCCAUCAGACUCUGAAGUCCUUAUUUAGCUCAUACUGCAGAGUGAUGGAGAAGGACUGGGAUGGAGGCUUGCAACGGUUGCUUUUGACUGUAAGAAAGGUGUGUCAGGAGAUAACUGGGUUUAAUCCUAAAGGCCUAGUAUGGGGUCACAAGGUAUGAGGUAAAACUAUAAAUUUAUUUCCUUCAGUCGUGUUAGCAAUGUGGACACACAUUUGCCUAAUGAUGAUGUGUGUCCAGUGUGUUUUUAAUCCUCUUUAACUUUGACAGGUGUAAAUUGACUUUCUUUCCGAUUUUGGAGGAAUUUUACUUGUUAUCCCAAAAAAUGUUUCACCAUCUAAAUAAAAUAAAGAGAUCUUUUUUCCUGUUGUCCUCUCAGUUGUAGGCUUAGUUCAGUUUGGACAAUCUUCCAGUCUUCCAGUUUUAACCUAUAGAAAGGACACUAUCUAUAGGACACACAGUGCCUGAACUCUGUACUGAUCAUCGGUUCGGUAUGUUCCUCAGUAGUACUAUGACUCACAUUGUCUGUGUGUGAGAGACAGUUGACUGAGAGCUCACUGUCAGAGAUCAACAGAAAUCAGAUAAAAGUUCUCAUUUAUCAUACAACAAGGUCCUUUUUUCCUGUUUUGUGUGUAUGUGUGUGUGUGCGCGUUGAACAGAUGAGUGCUGUCAGAUAUAAAGGGAUGUACAGAAAUCAGGCAAAAGUCCUAAUUCCUAGUCCUAACAAUGAAGUUCUUUGUUUCCUUUCCUGUUGAGCUGGGUGCAUGCGGCCCCAUUUUUAUUAAGUUGUGGGGUUCAUGGAAUGUCCUCGGGUGCAUUAAUUUAAAACAAAGUAAGACUUUGUUUUAAAUUAAAGUACAAAGUAAUUUAAAACAAAGUAAGACUUUGUUUUAAAUUAAAGGUUACAAUUAGGUUAUGAUUUGGAACUAAGGUUUGGAUGUAAGGCACCUGGUUACUAUGGUUAGGGUUGGGGGCUAGGGAAUGCAUUCCGCCAAUAAAAGGUCCUCACAACGACACAAAGACAGAGAGUUUGUGUGAAUGUCCUUGACAGAUGAGUGCUGGCAGAGGAAGAAUGCAUUUCCCUUUUAAAGAUUGACGGCAAUUACACAAAAGUUCUCAUUUGGCGGACAACGAGGUUCGUUGUUUCGUUUCCUGUUUUUGUCUCUGAGCUGAGUGUGUCUUUGUGUGUGCAUGCUACACUGAUGAACGCAUGAAUCCUGGUGGAAAAAGGGUGAAAUCUACACAUGAAAAUUAGACAGAGAGUGCAGCUGAGACAGACGGUCGAAAACUGGACAGAAACACAGUUAGAGGGACGGAGAACAGGCAUAGUUAGGAUCAGGUAAUACAGGCAGAGCUGCAGCAAUGAUGGACGGAAAAAUAUCAUUUUUGGAGUACUGGAGGAGGAACAAAGAGAAGAAAGCUCUUCUAAGAAGAACAAAUCAGCUGAGACUCCUACCUUCACAGCUGGAUCAAUUGCUGUGCAGCGAAGGAGUACGGGAGGCGCUGCAUGAUGCCAAGAUGGCGCCCUUGUUGCCCCCUAUUGGUAUGGAGGUUUUCAGACGCUUCACCCCGGCCUCACUGGAAGAAAUCCAGCGACGACAUGAAGCCGAAGAGAAGGAGCAGCAAAGGAGAAAGGAAAAGAACAUUGAGAUAGCAGAGGAAGAUCUUCCUAAGCCAGCCAGUGACUUGGAGGCUGGGAAGCCCAUUCCCUUCAUCUAUGGAGAUCCUCCCCCUGAGCUCCUCAACACCCCACUGGAAGAGUUGGAUCCUUUCUAUCAGUCACAGAAGACGUUCAUCGUGCUCAGUAAAGGCAACGUCAUCUACAGGUUUAACGCGGAGCCUGCCUGCUACGUGCUGAGUCCUUUCAAUCCACUGAGGCGUUUCGCCAUCAAGGUCCUCAUUCAUUCUUUAUUCAGUUUGUUCAUUAUGGUGACAAUUCUAACCAACUGUGCGUUCAUGACGAUGAGUGACCCCCCGCCAUGGAGCAAGACUGUCGAAUACGUCUUCACAGGCAUCUACACAUUUGAGGCAACAAUCAAAGUUUUAUCCAGAGGAUUCUGUGUGGGAGAUUUCACGUUCCUCAGAGACCCCUGGAACUGGCUUGACUUCAUGGUCAUCAGCAUGGCAUAUCUGACAGAGUUUGUCGAUUUGGGAAACGUGUCUGCAUUGAGGACAUUCAGAGUUCUUCGAGCCUUGAAGACUAUCACUGUCAUUCCUGGGUUAAAGACAAUCGUUGGUGCUCUCAUCCAAUCGGUGAAGAAACUGGGCGAUGUCAUGAUCCUGACGAUAUUUUGCCUCAGCGUCUUUGCACUGAUUGGCCUGCAGCUUUUCAUGGGAAACCUGAGACAAAAAUGCGUCUUAAUGCCACCUAUAUGGUCUGGCAACUACACGUUGGACAACUUCAAUGCCAGCUUCAUUGGCAACGACACCUACGGCAACAACACAGGAGGCUUUGAUUACAAGGAGUACAUCGAAAAUCCAGUGAACCAUUACUACCCUCCUGGUCAGCUUGAUGCUUUGCUGUGUGGAAACAGCUCUGAUGCCGGGGUCUGUCCGACUGGUUACAUCUGUCUGAAGGCAGGGAGAAACCCAAACUAUGGCUACACCAGCUACGACUCUUUCGGCUGGGCGUUCCUGUCCCUGUUCCGGCUCAUGACCCAAGACUUUUGGGAAAACCUGUUCCAACUGACGCUGCGUGCAGCAGGUAAAACAUACAUGAUCUUCUUCGUGGUCGUCAUCUUCCUGGGCUCCUUCUAUCUCAUUAACCUCAUCCUGGCCGUGGUUGCGAUGGCGUAUGCUGAGCAGAACGAUGCCUCUAUCGCCGAAGCCAAGCAGAAGGAAGAGGAGUACCUUCAGAUCCUGGAGGCACUGAAAAAGAGAGAGGAGGAGCAAGCGGCCUGCAAGGCAGAGCUCUUAGCGAAAAGUGACCCGAACGACCAGGAGCAAGAAAACACUGCAAUGGAAGAACUCGGGGACGACCAGAGGCCAUGCCCCCCGUGCUGGUAUGCAUUUGCGGACAUCUUCCUAAAGUGGAACUGUUGUGGCUGUUGGAUGUGGCUCAAACAGUGGCUCUACAUCAUCGUCAUGGACCCAUUUGUCGACCUCGGCAUCACUAUCUGCAUUGUCCUCAACACUGUCUUCAUGGCCAUGGAGCAUUACCCAAUGACAGCGGAGUUCGAGAACCUGCUGAGUGUCGGAAAUCUGGUCUUCACAGGAAUCUUUACAGCUGAGAUGGUCCUUAAGCUUCUGGCCAUGGAUCCGUACUACUACUUCCAGGUGGGCUGGAACAUCUUUGACAGCAUCAUCGUUACCAUGAGCCUGGUCGAACUGGGACUCGCCAAUGUUCAGGGACUGUCUGUGCUACGCUCAUUCAGAUUAAUGCGAGUGUUUAAGCUAGCCAAGUCAUGGCCGACCCUCAACAUGUUGAUAAAGAUCAUCGGGAACUCUGUGGGGGCUCUGGGGAACCUGACUCUAGUUCUUGCCAUUAUUGUCUUCAUCUUCGCUGUCGUUGGCAUGCAGCUGUUUGGGAAGAACUACAAAGACUGUGUCUGUCGCAUAUCAUCGGACUGUGAACUUCCUCGCUGGCACAUGCACGACUUCUUUCACGCCUUCCUCAUCAUCUUCAGGGUCCUGUGUGGCGAGUGGAUUGAGACCAUGUGGGACUGCAUGGAGGUCGCGGGUCAGACCAUGUGUUUGAUUGUCUACAUGAUGGUCCUGGUCAUUGGAAACCUGGUGGUCCUGAAUUUGUUUUUGGCCUUGUUGCUGAGCUCGUUCAGUGGUGACAAUCUGACAGCUUCAGACGAUGAAGGAGAAAACAAUUUGCAGAUUGCUAUAAACCGCAUCAGCAGGGCUGUGGCCUGGGUCAAGACCUGGAUCCUAGAACAAAUCCUGGCUCUACUGGGAAAGAAGUCUUACGUUGACCAAGACCCCCCAGCCAUUGACUGCGAGAAAGAUGAUAUCGCAACAAAGGAGGUUUUAGCUUUGACAUCGCUGACUUCAAACGAGCCAGAGUCACAUGUCAAAGCCCCCAGUUCUAACCAUGGAAACUCUACCAGCAACUACCAUAUCAUUGCUUCCCUGAGGGUCCCCAUCGCUGAAGCCGAGUCCGACUUUGAGACCCCUGACAAUGAAGAUGAUGAUGAGGAGGAGGAGGAGGACGAUGGUGACGACCUAGAAAAUGAACAGGAUGACGAGAAGAUAGAGAAACACUCCAAUGAUGAACAGUCAUCAGUUUGCAGCACUGUUGAAAUCCCGGUGGAAGAAGAAAGCGACGACAAUAAUGAGGAUAUACCUGAAGACUGCUGCACUGAGAAUUGUUACGUCAGAUGUCCUUGCCUGAAUAUAGACACCUCCCAGGGCAAAGGAAAGAUCUGGUUUAACAUCAGGAAGACUUGUUACAUCAUCGUAGAGCACAACUACUUUGAAACCUUCAUCAUCUUUAUGAUCCUGAUGAGCAGUGGAGCUCUGGCGUUUGAGGAUAUCCACAUGGAGCAGCGUCGUGUCAUCAAGAUAAUUCUGGAGUACGCAGACCAGGUGUUCACCUACGUGUUUGUGGUGGAGAUGAUUCUCAAGUGGGUCGCCUACGGCUUCAAGACUUACUUCACCAAUGCUUGGUGCUGGCUCGAUUUCCUCAUUGUUGACGUGUCUCUGAUAUCGCUGACGGCAAACAUUCUGGGAUACUCUGAGCUGGGAGCCAUCAAGUCUCUUAGGACUCUGAGAGCUCUUAGGCCCCUGAGGGCUCUCUCUCGCUUUGAGGGCAUGAGGGUGGUGGUUAAUGCUCUGGUUGGAGCGAUCCCAUCCAUCUUCAAUGUCCUGCUGGUGUGUCUAAUCUUCUGGCUGAUUUUCAGCAUCAUGGGUGUGAACCUGUUUGCGGGAAAGUUUUAUUACUGUUUCAACGAGACAUCAGAGGAGCUGUUCUCGCCUGAAGAGGUCAGGAACAAGUCAGAGUGUUAUGCUCUGAUCGAGGCAAACUUCACCGAAGUCCGCUGGAAGAAUGUUAAGGUCAACUUUGACAACGUGGGGAUGGGCUACCUGUCGCUGUUGCAAGUGGCCACAUUUAAAGGCUGGAUGGACAUCAUGUAUGCAGCAGUGGACUCCAUUGAGGUGGGGUCCCAGCCAGAGUACGAGGCCAACCUGUACAUGUACCUGUACUUUGUCUGCUUCAUCAUCUUUGGCUCAUUCUUCACUCUCAACCUCUUCAUCGGAGUCAUCAUCGACAACUUCAACCAGCAGAAAGCCAAGUUGGGAGGGACAGAUAUUUUCAUGACGGAGGAGCAGAAGAAGUAUUACAACGCCAUGAAAAAACUAGGCUCCAAGAAACCUCAGAAGCCUGUUCCACGACCUGUGAAUAAGUUCCAGGGUCUGGUGUUUGACCUGGUGACAAAGCAGUUUUUUGACAUCCUCAUUAUGGUAUUGAUCUGCCUCAACAUGGUGACCAUGAUGGUUGAAACAGAUGAGCAGAGCGCUGAGAAAGACAUGAUCCUGUACUGGGUCAACCUUGUCUUCAUUGUCAUCUUCACCACAGAGUGCAGUCUGAAGAUCAUUGCUCUCCGACAGCACUACUUUGCUGUUGGCUGGAACAUCUUUGACUUUGUGGUGGUCAUAUUGUCCAUUGUAGGCCUCCUCCUAGCUGACAUCAUAGAGAAGUAUUUUGUCUCACCCACUCUCUUCCGUGUGAUUCGACUGGCUCGUAUUGGUCGAGUCCUUCGUCUAAUUCGUGGAGCCAAAGGAAUCAGGACGUUGCUAUUCGCUUUGAUGAUGUCCCUCCCUGCCCUCUUCAACAUUGGCCUCCUUCUCUUCCUCAUCAUGUUCAUCUUCUCCAUCUUUGGCAUGUCUAACUUUGCCUAUGUGAAAAAGGAAGCAAUGAUUGAUGACAUGUUCAAUUUUGAGAGUUUUGGGAACAGCAUGAUCUGCCUGUUCACUAUCACCACAUCAGCUGGAUGGGAUGGUAUGCUACAUCCCAUCAUGAACAUGCCGCCUGACUGUGACCCUAACUUUGAAAACCCAGGAACGAAUGUCAGAGGCAACUGUGGAAGCCCAGGAGUGGGCAUCGUCUUCUUUACCACCUACAUUAUCAUGUGCUUUCUGGUGGUGGUCAACAUGUACAUUGCCAUCAUUUUGGAGAACUUUAACGUAGCCACAGAGGAGAGCGCUGACCCACUGUGUGAGGACGACUUUGAAAUGUUUUAUGAAACUUGGGAAAAAUUUGAUCCUGAUGCCUCACAGUUUAUACAAUAUAGCGAGCUGUCAAAGUUCUGUGACACUCUGCAGGAUCCUCUGAGAAUUCCCAAACCCAACACCAUCAAACUAAUCCAAAUGGAUCUGCCUCUAGUCCCAGGAGACAAGAUUCACUGUUUGGACAUCCUACUUGCACUCACUGCAGAGGUGUUGGGUGAUUCGGGAGCGAUGGAUGCUCUAAAAGCCAGCAUGGAGGAGAAGUUCAUGGCCAACAACCCCUCCAAGGUGUCAUAUGAACCAAUCAGCAGCACCCUGCGGAGAAAACAGGAGGAGGUUGCUGCAACAGUGAUUCAGAGAGCAUACAGGAAACACCUCCUGGAGCGGACGGUCAAACUGGCAUCCCACAAAUACAGAGAGAAGACAGUGGGACUGAAGCCCGGGGAAGGGCCGUUAGAGACAGAGGGCCUUCUCUGUAAACGAAUCAGUGAGCUCUAUGGAGAUGGCCAGGAGGCAGGUUCAGGCAAGGAACCUACUGUCCACGUGGAGGUUCAGAGGGAGUUACUCCUCCACGCUGCUCCUCCACUCAACACCCCCACCUUAAUGUGUGAUGAGAACCUGAGGGAGUCCAUCGUCUGAUGACAGCAGACUAACAUGUUUGCUCUGUUUCCACCUGUUUUCCUCUGCACUGUGUGAACUCACCCGUGGAGUGUUUCCUGUCAGAGGAGCAGCACACUAACCUCUCUGUCAGCUUCAGCUUCUGUAAAGAGCGGAACUUCAUAGCAGAGGCGACUGCGAUUGCUGCAGAGACACCAACUAUGUGCCCACAAUAUUGCUAACACUUAUUAAUAUGUUAUCUCUUGUUGCCCAUUGGUUCCAGUUCAGGUGAUUGCUUCAAACUAACCUAAAGUGUUUUAACAUGUUCGGGAGCCAUGUCAGCAGCUUUGAGCAGAAAAACAGAUUGUAGAUAGAUAAUUGUGCCAAGAAGAUGAUGACGCUGGUGUUGGCAAUGGCGUUAAGCAGUUUCUCGCAAAACUAAAUGGUACUUCACUAUCUUUCUUGGACUUUGAAAUUAUUUUUAUUCUUGAUUCUUAUCAAAUUGACAAACAUGCUUUGUAUAAUUCAUGGCGCAAUUGACUAACAUACAUGUUUUGCCAAGCAAGGGGGACAAUAAAAUAAGUGAGCUGAUGCAUGCUGGACAUAAAAAAAUUCAUGCUGGUUAGAGAUGUUAUCUAACUUUUACCAGCUCUGCAUUAAAGCCUGGUGGCUGUAAUUUUCACAGUCAGGCCUUGCGCUAACUCGAACCACUUCUAUGACACCACUGGCAGGUAUAACCUGUAUACUACCUUUUUUUUUUUUUUUCAAAGAAAACUGGAACAGCAGUCGUGAUGUUAGGCCAGUUUUCUUUUCAUGCCCCUGGCAAUAUAGUAAUCUUGUCGUUUUCAUAAAACUUAUAUCCUAUAUUUAAUUUUGUGUCAAAAGACUGAAGUUGUGUCUGGCCUUAAAACCUUUCAGGAAAACACUAUUUUUUUUGCGUGAGUAGACCUUGUUUUGAAAAAUUUUUGAUACAGGGUAUGGAGGGAAACAUUUAUUGCUAAAUAAAAAGUAAAAAAUAAAAAAUAAAAAAUUACAUGCUAAGGUUUUUUUUUUUUUUUUUUGCAACCACCCAUGCUGUGACACGGUUGUGAUGGUGUGUCGGCACAGCCUAUGCAAACUUUUAGCAUUUCACACGUUGUCAGAGCAGUACGCAAAAAUAUAACAUGUAAAUCAAAGCUUUCUCUAUGAUACGUGAAUAAAACAUUGCCAGUUUAAGCAUUAUUUCAGAAAUGUUCAGUCACUAUUGUUGUUCAUUGUAUUUUGUGGAUUUCAGAGGGUUGGUUUUUGCCUGCAAAAGAAUAGAAUGUCUUGAUAAUUGUCUUUUUAUACUCCAGUCAACGGCAGCUCAACUUAAUCAUCAAGUCAAAGUCGAAAAUGAUUACAGCCAAGAUACGACAUUGUCACUGGGAAAGUCCGUAAGUCUCAGUGAGUCAUGUGACCUGACCUGAGUAAUUGAUCUGCCUCAGCUAGCAGAUGCUCUUUUUUUCUUACUUUUUAAUUUUUGUGUAUUUUUGUAUGAGGUCUGGUAUGAUGAGGUAUCAGGCUGGUAUGUGCAGUAAUCUUUGUUCAGCUGAAACAUCGGUGGUAAUUUUUUCAAAAAUUUCUUCAUUGGAUUCUCUUACUAGGGAAAUUCAUCAUACUGUGUCUUGUUGUUGCAGUUAAUAAACCCUCUCCACUUCUGAGUGGUUUAAAUAAAAGAUGGUGAAUGAUAGUUGUGACCUGCAGAUAAGUGAUUAAAGCUUCAAACUGAAAA